Molecule: messenger RNA, 2715 nt
Organism: Oncorhynchus masou masou (cherry salmon)
Lineage: Eukaryota; Metazoa; Chordata; Actinopteri; Salmoniformes; Salmonidae
Product: CDC42 small effector protein 1-like
Exons: 5
Coding region: 451-678 (75 amino acids)
Biological process (GO): regulation of Rho protein signal transduction
Cellular component (GO): plasma membrane
Molecular function (GO): small GTPase binding
Source: RefSeq, a predicted model, not a curated record
GGCGCUAUAGUUCUGCCACCGUAAAAGCCUGAGGACGAGGAGUGUAGCCUACCGCAGAACAUAGGAGACGUUUUACUUUACCACAUCUCGACUCGUGAGCUGACCGUUUUAAAGAUAUCAUGUUCGUUUGAGGGAGAAAGCGGAUUCCAUACUGAUGUUACGGCCCUACAGUACCUGAGGCAGUGGACAUCUGGGGAGACGAGCAUCCACAGGAUUCAGUGAGAGGGAAGAGGUGACAUUCUAAACGUUAAGAGAAAGGAAUAGAACCGGACUUGGCACUGAGCCUUGGGGGACACCCAUCAUUUUUCGGGGACUGGACUGGUUGCAACGCCCUCACCAUUCCACCCUAAGCAGCGUUCUUGUUCUCCAACACGUCCUCCUCUGCCUGCAGGGCGUCCAGAGAACCAGGGCCUCCGGACCCACUCAGAGAAAAGCAGCAGCACAGUAGGGAUGAGCGAGUUCUGGCACAAGAUUGGCUGCUGCGUGGUGGCCAAACCUCCACCGAGGAAGAAGCGCAGGAAAAUCGACCGCAGCAUGAUCGGCGAGCCCACAAACUUUGUCCACUUGACACACAUUGGCUCUGGGGAGAUGGCAGAGGGCCGGGCCCCGUCAGGGCCAGUCCAGGAUAAGAUGAGGUCAAAAGGACCCAGUGCCAACGGCCGCAAGAGCAUGUUAUAACUGCUGCCUACCAAGCAUGGAGAACCAUUUCCAUCCUCCUCUAUGCGCCCCUCUCAUCCCAAAUGAAAAGCAGCCACUGCAGCGUAACCUGUUUCCAUUAGAGCACUUGGCAAACCUGAGAGCGGACCCUAAUAGAGAGCAGAGAGGCUCUUCCUGGCGUCUGCAGGAUCUAUUUAGCCAAACAGGACGAUGGCCUUUCUGUGGUCACCACAAGAAUCGCCCUGCUCAGAGGAGGAUAGACUGACAUGUUUUUUAUGCUUUUUAAAGAAAAGUAUUUGUCUUUCUGAUGGACUCUGGACUUCCACUGUAUUUCAGCCAACAACGUUACUGUGUCUGUGCCAGCAAGCGUAUGGGAUAGAGCCGGGGAGAGUGUUUAGCUACAUUUGUUGACUAACAUGGCUGAUUCCAUUUCAGGAGGUGAAGAUUAUGUUCUCAAGGAUCACCUGAAUGUUGCAAACCAUUGACCUACUGCCAAACAAACUAUUUUGUGUAUCUGUCUAAUGAAUGAGGAUGCACCUUGUUAUUUUCCUACAGUGCAUAGUUAAAGGUGUCUUCGUGUGUGUUUAAGUGCAAAAUGCUAUGUGAUUUUGUUGCUGUUUAGAUACCAGUACUGAGUAGUGUUAUUUUGAUUGUACCAGUUGCUAUAGAGCCCCAUUUGGACUGCUACCCAGUUGCCAUAGAGACCCAUUUGGACUGCUACCCAGUUGCCAUAGAGACCCAUUUGGACUGCUACCCAGUUGCCAUAGAGACCCAUUUGGACUGCUACCCAGUUGCCAUAGAGACCCAUUUGGACUGCUACCCAGUUGCCAUAGAGACCCAUUUGGACUGCUACCCAGUUGCCAUAGAGACCCAUUUGGACUGCUACCCAGUUGCCAUAGAGACCCAUUUGGACUGCUACCCAGUUGCCAUAGAGACCCAUUUGGACUGCUACCCAGUUGCAAGCAUACAGGUAACUGCCAAACUAAGCAGCAAGAGCUGCCAACAAGAGCUGCCUUAUUGGCAGCAUAAGAGCUGCCAAUAAGUACCGUCAUUUACUGGUGUUUCCUUUUAUUUGAGCAGUUACCUGUAGCUGAUCACUGUGAUACACUGUUUACUAGCACCUACUCUGAAAACCCCUAACUAUUAGUCAGCAGGAAGAGUCUGUUAGUAACAGGGGUUGUUGAAAUUCGAAACACCCUGACCGUUACGGGGCUUUCCAGUGAUCUCUCCUGGAAUUACUCGGGAAUGCCACUCAUUAAAUCAACUGCAUCGAAGGAACAUUCCAUAAGGUAGUUUGUUCUCUUGUCGGGGGGGGGGGGGAUGUCCACCCCCUUGAUCAGAAUGGAAAAUUCCAACCAUUUCACUGUGCGUUCCCCUUGUAAUUUCUAUAUGGCCUCCCACUUGAGCUUGUUGUAGGCGACGUGCACUCCAAGCUGGCUUGUGUCCCACAUGACAUCCACACGAUUCUGAAACCAGGUGGGAGUUUUAAAUAUCUGAUUUAAAUCAUGCAGUAGAAAUGAAAAUUUGUUUCCUGUACACAACUGUAUUUCUGACGUGCUUAGUAUACACAAUCUGUUGUGAUUAACUCCUCACUCUGUAGUUUUUUUGCGAAGUGUGUCCAUACGGGGAAAAACUCUGAAAUGUAAUGUUUUUUAAACAUUGUAUCUUAUGUGAUUUCCGAGGCCGUUGUCCCAUACCAGAACAUAUGGCGUAUGGAUGGUGUUGUAUGUUGUCCUUCACUAAUACCUUAUCUGUUUAUACACUGGGCUUAACGGUGACUUAAUGCUGAAGGUGGGACUUUGCAUACUGCUUGGUGGCUUUCCUAUCUUUGGUAGAGCUUGUAAUACUGAGUCCAUUCUCAGCCCAACAGAAUGACUGCUGCCUUGACGUUUCUGGAACAAUGUACAUUGGUAACGCCAGUAACUUGAGUCUGUUGGCAUUUCAGUUUCUUUCCCAUCUUUAUCAUGGUUGUUGUUAGACCAAAACUCAAGUUCAUUACAAAUGAUUUGUGCAAUCUCUUGAUUUUUCCUGGAAAUACAGUUCACAUUCUGAAUAGAA